CUGUGCUCGGGCCUGAGCGCCCAGCGCCCUCCUGUGGGGCCAGCUGCCAGUCCGCUCCGUCAGAGGGUACGCCAGCCGGGUGCCUCUAGGCUCCCCGACGCUUGGGGCUUCCACCUAUCCAGCUUCCCUUGGCCGAGUUUCAGGGGAGUCCGGCGUCAGGGGGCGCCAAGGAGCCAGGGGGAAAACCGUAAGGUGCUGAGCUACCCCCAACCUCCUACCUCCCCGCGCCCCGCCCCGAGAUUGGGGCUUUGGAAGAUGCAGCCGGGAAGAACAUUAACCUUAGGGUUACAUCUGGAAUAGCAGCGUCUACAUGGGCAUUCCUUCUACAAUUUCAGAAAACUUUUGGUAACUAAUUGAUAAAAUGCAGACGAUCUUGCAAAGAGAUGAAAUUACUGAUACCCAGGCUCUUAGAAAAGGAAAGAGGAAAAGGACAGAGACCAUGGAUUCAGAGAAUGCAAACAGUGACAUGGACAAAGGACAGAGAGACCCAUUUUCGGAAAACGCCUUUCUGCCUGGCGAGAGCUCCAGUGAGGACGAAGAGCCUUUAGAAGAAUUGUCAAAGGAGGAAUUGUGCACAAAAAUAAAAAGCCUGAAACAAAAACUAACGAACAUCCGGAAAGAAAACAGUCGACUUCGACAGUCGUUGGUCACGCUUCAAGUGUUACCACAAGCAGUCACCCAGUUUGAAGAAUUGGUUGGUAUGGCGGAGGCCGUGCUUAAGGGUAGAGGAGCCCUGGUCACAUCUGCGUCCACCCUCUGGAGAGCGACAAACAACUCCUCGCCAGAUUCGUUUGCCUCAAUGUGCAGUAAUUCUAACUCUAAUUCUAAUUCCAGUUCGCCAGUCUCCUUGAGAGCUGAAGAGGAGCAUCAUACCGAUGAGAAGCAGUUCAAGAUUGAAAAAUGGCAGAUUGCCCGCUGUAACAAGAGCAAGCCUCAGAAGUUUAUUAAUGAUUUAAUGCAAGUGCUUUACACAAACGAGUACAUGGCCACACACAGCCUGACGGGUGCAAAAUCCUCCACUUCACGGGAGAAAGCUGUCAAACCCGCUAUGAAUCAGAAUGAAGUUCAAGAAAUUAUAGGAGUCACCAAACAGCUAUUUCCCAACACUGAUGACGUCUCCAUCAGAAGAAUGAUAGGGCAGAAGCUGAACAACUGCACCAAGAAGCCAAAUUUAAGCAAAAAUAUGAACUCUCAGGAUAUUAAGUAGAUCCUUUUGGUACUAUCAGCAUCUGAACUAAAACACCUCCAGUUUUAAGUUUAACAUUGGAUUUUGUUGGAGAAUCUGCCACCUGCCUGGCAGUGAGCACAGAAACUCGGCAGGGACAGGCUGUGAGACAUCUGUGACAUCGAUGGACUCUUCCGAGGGAGCAGCAAGCCUGCUGAAGAAGCUGCAUGGAGAUUCCACCCUAAAUACCCACAAUGCAUCAAACUAGAGAAUUUUUAGCGAAUAAGCAUGCGUUAUGAUUUCUUGCAUUUUUCUAUUCCCAAAUGCCCCUGUACAGCUCAGUUAACACGAUAGUCGACUGCUGUACCUGUAUCAUUACCAGUCACUCUCCGUUUCAGUUUUCGGAUCCUUCGCAUGAGCACACGUGUGGAGCCGUGUGGUGAAAUAAGCAGUGUUCACGACCAGCAGAGCAGCAAAGUCAUCCCAAAACCUGGCAACCAUAUCUCACCGAGCAAUAGGGUUUUAGCAAUAAAACUCAGGAUAAUUCUGUACUUAAAAUGUAUAAAGUAGAAGCAAAAACUGAGAGCAGCAAGACCUUUUAUUUUAAUAUGAAACUAUUUCAUUGUAAUUCUAAAAAGGAAAUAAACCCAAAUUUAAUUUUUAUGAUUGUGAAAACAAGGCAUCAACUUUCAGGUAAAAAAAAAUUUAUGUUUACAUGCUUCUAACUUUUUAUUGCCCAAAGUAAAAUUAUAGAUAUGUAAUGUCAAAUAUCAAUAUAAUCUAAAACAUUCUUCAUCAAGAAGCUUCCCCUUCGAUGUCAGGUUGUCACACGUGACAACUCUGCAUGGCCACACCACGCUUCUUCAGUGCGCAGAGUUAGGUAAAAACUUGUAAAUAUAACAGAAAGUACAGUACU
This is a messenger RNA of Artibeus jamaicensis (Jamaican fruit-eating bat), 2081 nucleotides long. RefSeq names its product BEN domain containing 6 (gene BEND6). Gene Ontology annotation, biological process: negative regulation of Notch signaling pathway; positive regulation of neuron differentiation. Gene Ontology annotation, cellular component: nucleus. The transcript is spliced from 7 exons. Gene Ontology annotation, molecular function: transcription corepressor activity; DNA binding. Bases 362 to 1207 code for a protein of 281 amino acids. Lineage: Eukaryota; Metazoa; Chordata; Mammalia; Chiroptera; Phyllostomidae. The record is from RefSeq and is a predicted model, not a curated record.